GUUUACAUGGUGUUCGGUUUUGAGAGUUCAACGUGUACAGUAUAUUGUGCAGGUGUUUUAACUACACAUUUACUGAGUAUUGCAAUCUACUGAGUUGGCCUUAAUCCUUGGAAAUACAUAAUAUACAUUGGUGUAAAUGGUAAAGCAGAAUCCUGUGGAAAAGUGAGAAAGAGUUCAUAUUCGAACAUCUCGUCAUCAUUAUCAUCAGUCACCCUCUCGAUCGCAACAUGGCCAAAAGAACUAGACUCAGCGCCGACGUCACUCUCCGAAUGGCAAACCAGUUCGAAGCCACCAACGACAGUAAAAAUGACACAAUACGAUCUUUUGGUGACACCCUUAAUCUCGACAAGCUUAUCAUAAAAAAGGCGACGACCCUCGGCAAGAAGUCAUCAAAUCUUGAAGGUGCAACGCAACAUCUCCUUAACGAGUGGGUAAACGAACACGGGAGCGAUGACGAAGCGGCUAAGAGGCUCAAGACGAUCCUGACAAAGAACGGGUAUUCAAAGAUGGCUGACGUCAUCAAAGAAGAAUCGACCAAAAAGUCAUCAAAACAUAGCUGCCAAGAUCCCCAGCAGCCAGCCUCUACAACAGACAGAAUCAUCACAUUGGUCACAACAGUAGUAGUCGCUGUCCUAGCCAUCACCUAUAUCCAUUACAGAGACUUCUCUUAGAGACACUCAUACUCGAUUCUAGCGCUGAAGUGAACCUUUUUGGUACUUAGUCGAAAGGAGUAUAUUCGGUGUGGAUCAGAACUGCAGGAUGGCGCUAUAACAUACGAACACAUCUAGGAGAUGUAUCGUUUUGUAAAGAAUGGAUAAAUUUUUGCUUGCAAGAACUCAAAGCAGUGAUAGUUACAAAGAUGGAUGAAUAUAAGGUUGAUCUUUAACACUCGAUUAUACGAGCCUGUUCGACUGAAAACGUGCUUGAAGCAGUGGCUGAAGAUGUUGGAUGGAGAGUAAUUGAAUGAAUUGAUGUAUUCCAUGGAUAUAUGUAUAUUCAACUAGAGACAGUUUGGUGAAAGUCGUUUCAUUGCUAACUGAGUUAAUUAAUCCAAAUGGAAUCUUGUUCUCCAAAUGACAUGCUCGAUGUCGAAGUUUUUGUGUAGUUCUAGGUGCUAGGCUGUUUUCAAAAUCUUGUUGUAUUAAUAAUCAAAUAUUAAUAAAAAUUAAGAAAAACCAGGCAGGUAUUUAUGUCAUUACAAUAGUAAAAGGAAUCAUGAAGUAUAAAUAAGAUGUUUUUGUAAUGUUAUUGAUAUUAUUCCCGUUUUGAAGAACUUAUCUGUACCCGGUUAUUCUAUGAUUUAAACCAGCCGCUGGGUUGCAAUCUGAGUAGCUCAAAAUUAAGUUGAAUUUCACAACAUAGUUUAGACUUAUGUCGAAUUUAGUCCCUUUGUUAAAACGUGACUUAGUUUCAGCAUUUGGUAUAACCGAAUUAGUAGAAUAGAGACCAUUAUGUUUAAGAGAAUAUGACGUAUGAUCUUGAAUCCAUAAUAAAAUAUCAAAUUGACUGAAAUACUGCAACACGAGCCGCAGAAUGAAUUGAAUAAAUGAACAAAUACUAAUGGGAAUUUCAAA
Molecule: messenger RNA, 1574 nt
Organism: Strongylocentrotus purpuratus (purple sea urchin)
Lineage: Eukaryota; Metazoa; Echinodermata; Echinoidea; Camarodonta; Strongylocentrotidae
Exons: 3
Coding region: 228-671 (147 amino acids)
Biological process (GO): signal transduction
Molecular function (GO): protein binding
Source: RefSeq, a predicted model, not a curated record